Molecule: messenger RNA, 1937 nt
Organism: Mucor mucedo
Lineage: Eukaryota; Fungi; Mucoromycota; Mucoromycetes; Mucorales; Mucoraceae
Exons: 14
Source: RefSeq, a predicted model, not a curated record
UACACUUAUUUACCAUUCUCUCUAAAACUUGGACUUGUUCCGGUCUCUCUGUUAUGUAUCUACAUGGUCCAGGUGCAAGCGCGUAUCUCGUUUGAUUCGUAUCAACGUCUACUUUACUUUGCCAGUUGGGAUAAAAUUCAGACACCCAUUCAAUUCAUGUAUUCCUGCUUUUUUAAACGGAUCGGAGGCCAUGAUCAACAAAGUCACCAAGCACAAAUCUAUGACAAUUCCCGUGGCUCCUUAUUAAGAGGACGUCAAACUAUGCUUAAAUUAUGCGCCGCUCAAAUCAAGGAACAGCUGGCAACGGGUAUUAUGCAAAAGAAACCGAUUUGGAUUGAUCUUGGUGAUUCAUUUGAGAAGAUUAUUCUUGUGGAUUUAACACCUUCACUUUGUAAAGUCGCUCAAGAAAGAUUUUUAAAAAAGGGUUGGAAAAAUGUCACUGUCCUCUGUCAAGAUGCUUCCACUUUUCAAGUACCUGAAGGCUCUUUGGAAGGACGUGUUGGAUUAGUUACUGUUUCUUAUGCAUUAUCCAUGAUGGAUGACUAUCACCCUGUUGUGGAUCGUAUACAAUCCCUGUUAUCUCCUGAAGGUAUCAUCGGUGUUGUUGAUGUUUAUGUCUCUGGCCGUUCAAGCGCACCAGCAGAAAAAUGGUCACCACAACAAAAUCGACAAUCCUGGUUUGAGCUUGAUCAUAUUCAUUUAGGCCCCGGCCGUCGUGAUUAUCUCGAGUACAAGUUUGGUACCAUCAAAUCUUUGAACCGUCGUAAUCAUUUUAUUAUCCCUUACUUGAUUCAAAUGCCAUACUAUCUUUCUCAUCUGGUAGAAAUUCCGGAUGAUACCGAUAGUGUUACAAGUAAACAAUCGUUUAAUAUUGUUUCUCGCACUUCGUUUUUACAUCAAAACAAACAAUGGAGAGUGGACUAUAACCCAAUAUUGCCUUGUCAUACGCAGUUAGACCCACGUGUUGACCUCCAAUAUUUAAACAUUACCAGUCAAGAUGUUAUCCCAUCCCAACGAAUUCAUUGCAUUGAUAUGAAUCCCUGUCAGAAUCAUUUACUGGAGCUAAAACUUGCUAGUAUUGCAUCAUUAGAGUACAAAGAUUUUUGGAGAAUGUUUGGUGACGGCAAUCAUCCUCACUUUUCCACGUUGCUACAUGACAUCAUAUCACCCCAUUUGAGUUCAUAUGCGUUUCAGUAUUGGAGUGAAAACAGUAAUCGAUUUAAUCACAAUUCAAAAACAUAUUUGGGACACCAAAGUAAGGCCUGCAAUUUUUCGCCCAUGAUUCAAAAAAUUCUUCAUAACCCAAUGUUUAUGUGGAACGCGCUCGGCGUGUACACCCAAGAGUAUAUUGAAAAUACUUUGGAUCCCAUACCUUGCCUUUCUCUGUUUAACCAAGAUCAAUACUUUUAUUAUCUUUGCUUAAACCAACGUUAUACUCCAACUAGCUGCCCUUCAUAUCUUACAGAAUAUGGGUUUAAUCAAUUAAAGGACGCUGAAAAAACUUUUUAUUUAGACCUCUGGGCACUGGAUUCAUUUAGGUUACAUACAGAAUCAAUAUUAGACUCGCUAAAAUCCAUGGGGGAUAGAUAUUUGACACGGUUAGUCGUGAUGGAUCAUAUGGAUUGGUUUGAUCCUACCUCUUGUCAUGAAUUGGAUGAUGAGAUCAGGGAAAUGAAGCGAACAUUAAAAAGCGGUGGACAGGUUUAUUGGAGAAGUGCAGGCACACAACCAUGGUACAAAUGAAUUAUUUGUGAAGCAUGGAUUCAGUGUUGAACCUCUGGUAUUCGUUGUCCUGGUCAAGCUAGUGACCGUGUAAAUAUGUAGGCCAGCUUUUACAGAGCCACCAAAGUGUGAUUGUAAAAUCGCAAUCAAGUAAAAAGUAAAAAUUAUUUCGCUAUCAUAAGUAGAUUACAUCAAUAAAAUCUAUCGAUUGUCUU